This is a messenger RNA of Sorghum bicolor (sorghum), 1075 nucleotides long. RefSeq names its product ricin B-like lectin R40G3. The transcript has a single exon. Bases 103 to 693 code for a protein of 196 amino acids. NCBI's taxonomy places the organism in Eukaryota, Viridiplantae, Streptophyta, Magnoliopsida, Poales, Poaceae. The record is from RefSeq and is a predicted model, not a curated record.
UCGCCCUAGCUGCAUUGUCUGUGUCGGAGAGACUCAUCACCAGAGAGGAGAUCGAGGAGGUGACGUGAGGUGAGGUUUGCAGCUUGCAAGUCGGUCGGCGUCAUGGCAUACAACGGCCGUGACCAGCGGUACGGCGGCGGCAUCGCUACGCCGGGGUACGCACCGCCGGUGCCGUACGGGAUGUCGCAGGUGAACAUCGAGGGCAACGGGUGCGGUCGGCCGCUGCCGCCGCAGCCGACCGUGAAGGUGUACUGCCGCGCCAACCCCAACUACGCCAUGACCAUCCGCGACGGCAGGGUGGUGCUGGCGCCGGCGAACCCCAAGGACGAGUACCAGCACUGGAUCAAGGACAUGAGGUGGAGCACGAGCAUCAAGGACGAGGAAGGUUACCCGGCGUUCGCGCUGGUGAACAAGGCGACCGGGGAGGCCAUCAAGCACUCGCUGGGGCAGUCCCACCCGGUGCGCCUGGUGCCCUACAACCCGGACUUCCUGGACGAGUCCGUGCUCUGGACCGAGAGCCGCGACGUCGGCAACGGAUUCCGAUGCAUCCGCAUGGUCAACAACAUCUACCUCAACUUCGAUGCCCUCCACGGCGACAAGUGGCACGGCGGUGUCCGCGACGGCACCGACAUCGUGCUCUGGAAGUGGUGCGAGGGCGACAACCAGCGCUGGAAGAUCCAGCCCUACUACUGAACCAACUGAUCGAUGAUGAGAUCUAUCGAUGAUCAUCCAUCGUCGCGUCGAUCGAUCCUGUCGUCAUGCAUGGAGACGACGUGCAUGUACGUAUGGCCUAUGUAUAUGUAUCUAUAUAUGUACGCAUGUAUACGCACUAGCAGAAUAACUGAGCCUCGAUCAUCUCCUAUGCCGUCUGCUCGUCUUUCUGCACGCAUGUCUGUCAGCAUGUGUGCAUAUUAGAUAAAGCAGCAGGAGCGAGAUGAGGGGUACUCAUGGUCAUGUAUAUGUACCUUGCAACAAUAAGUAGCGAUACAACACAUACUUAUUAUGGAAGUACUCCUACAUACAUAAUAAAGUUGCUCGGGUGUAUUAACAUAUACGUAUAUGCCUAUUAUAAUUA